Eremomyces bilateralis CBS 781.70 is the source of this 1287-nucleotide messenger RNA. Its product is annotated as ketoacyl synthase domain-containing protein. The record is from RefSeq and is a predicted model, not a curated record. The transcript is spliced from 4 exons. Gene Ontology annotation, biological process: fatty acid biosynthetic process. The coding region runs from base 1 to 1287 and encodes 428 amino acids. Gene Ontology annotation, molecular function: 3-oxoacyl-[acyl-carrier-protein] synthase activity. Lineage: Eukaryota; Fungi; Ascomycota; Dothideomycetes; Eremomycetales; Eremomycetaceae.
AUGAGGAGAGUGGUCGUGACCGGGCUUGGAGCUUUAACGCCUCUUGGAGUCGGUGUCCGGCAAUCAUGGACUCAACUGCUCAAUAAGAAAUGCGGAGUAGUGGCUCUUCGCGAUAAAGCCCGCUUCCCGUCCAUCCCAUCUCAAAUUGCCGCGUAUGUGCCACUUGGCUCCAAAGCCAAUGGCGGAUGGGAUCCUCAGGAAUGGCUCUCCUCUUCGGAGCUACGCAAGAUGGCCGAUUUCGCCCAAUUUGCCAUGGCUGCUUCCGACGAAGCGCUCACUGACUCCGGCUGGGAGCCGAAAAGCCAGGAAGACUGCGAAGCAACUGGGGUAUAUAUCGGUUCCGGCAUUGGAAGCCUGGAAGAUGUCUACUCAACCUCACUUGCCUUUGCCAAGUCCGGAUAUCGCAAGGUAUCUCCAUUAUUCGUGCCCCGUCUGUUGAUCAAUCUGGCAGCCGGGCAUGUGUCCAUGAAGUACGGUUUGAAAGGACCAAAUCAUGCGGCUACCACGGCUUGCACUACUGGGGCGCAUGCAAUAGGCGAUGCAGCAAGGAUGGUGGCAUUUGGAGAUGCCGACGUCAUGGUCGCAGGUGGAGCAGAGUCAUGCAUUCACCCAUUGGCAAUGGCAGGAUUUGCAAGAGCGAGAAGUUUGGCGACCGAUUGGAAUGAGGCCCCUAAUCUCGCGUCGAGACCAUUCGAUAGGGACCGAGCCGGGUUUGUUAUAGGGGAGGGAACUGGGGUUGUCGUGCUUGAAGAACUGGAGCACGCCAAACGACGAAAUGCUCGCAUCUAUGCGGAAGUCAAGGGAUACGGCGUCUCCUCCGAUGCAUAUCAUAUGACUGCGCCUCGUGAAGAUGGCGAAGGUCCUUACUUGGCUAUGAAGCGUGCAUUGAGAAAUUCUGGCAUAAAGCCUAAGGAGGUUGGCUAUGUCAAUGCCCAUGCUACGUCCACCGUGCUCGGUGACGCUGCCGAAAAUCGUGCUGUGAAGAAUCUCCUUCUCGGAGAGGAAGGCCAUGAUCGCCCAGAAGACAUCAAUAUCAGUAGCGUCAAGGGUGCUAUUGGUCAUCUUCUGGGUGCGGCGGGCGCAGUCGAGGCAAUUUUCACCAUUCUAGCUCUCUAUCAUGGUACACUUCCGCCAACAUUGAAUCAGGACAACCCAGCGGAUCCUCUGGAGCAAUUUAAUUGCAACUAUGUCCCGAACGAGCCGCAGAGGAAGGACAUCUCUGUUGCCAUCACCAAUAGCUUCGGGUUCGGCGGGACGAACGCAUCGCUCUGUUUCGCCCGGGUAUGA